This is a messenger RNA of Lactuca virosa, 213 nucleotides long. Lineage: Eukaryota; Viridiplantae; Streptophyta; Magnoliopsida; Asterales; Asteraceae. The record is from the annotation of a GenBank genome assembly.
AUGAUUGAUUUGAUCACUACACUUGUAGGAGAGAAAGAUCUGUCAAAGUAUUCAUUAUAUAUUCAUUGUAGGAUUGUUCAGUACAAGGCUGCUUACUACUCAUUUUACCUUCUGGAUGGAAAAGGAAAGUUGUUUAUAAAGUCGGACCCUGUGCCUUUAUUACGUAGGACCCUAUUCCUGGAAGUAUAUUCACAUGUGAAUAUUGCAUGCUAG